GUUGACCCAUCAAUUCCUACUUACUGAAACUGUCCCUUCUGAGAUUAUAGAGCAUUCUAUCAUAACCUCCAUUUUUUCCUUGUAUCCAUUUCAUAAUCCAAAAUAAUCAGAAAUCUUACUCGGAAAACUAUAAUAUAAGCGCUUCAUUUUAGACAUUAGAAUAUACUACAAGCAACCUCCGAAAUUCUCCACUAAAUGCUCUCAACCUUUUGUAACAAAUCCCAAAAUAAGUAAAUCUAAUAUUUUGCUUUAAAUAACAAAAAGAUACAGAGAGGCUUUGUGGUUCCUAAAGUCCCUCCCCAUCAGCAAAACCUAUUAUCGUUUUCAAAACUGAAGGACAGCCAAAAUGAAUAAUACUUGGAAAAACAGAAAAAAUACUAUUAAUGGCCAUUCAUAAGCAAAAACUCCUAAACUUUCUUGCUAAAGAAGAAACUCAGAACCUAAAAGAAUAGACAGAGGAAUAAAAAAAUUGUUGAGAACCUAAAAGAAUACUAUUAACAUUGUAUUUCUCUUCCUGGUUGAUCGAACUUACUUCCUCUCCCCUUAUUGCAACAAUGGGUAAUUGUUGCGCUCAUGGACGAGAAGAACCCACGCAGGAAAAAGGACUCGGAGACGGUGCAGAAGCCUCUGUGAAAGCCUCGAGACACUCACCAGCAUCUCCUCCUCCCGCAACCAAACAAGGCCCCAUAGGACCUGUCUUAGGCCGACCAAUGGAAGAUGUAAAAAGCUCAUAUUCAUUAGGGAAAGAGCUUGGUCGUGGGCAGUUCGGUGUAACCUAUCUCUGCACGCAAAAGGCCACGGGACUCCAAUUCGCGUGCAAGACCAUUGCCAAAAGGAAGCUGGUGAACAAGGAAGACAUCGAGGACGUAAGAAGAGAGGUGCAGAUAAUGCAUCACUUGACGGGUCAACCAAACAUCGUGGAGCUCAAAGGAGCCUACGAGGAUAAGCACAACGUGCAUCUGGUUAUGGAGCUUUGCGCUGGAGGAGAGUUGUUUGAUAGGAUUAUAGCCAAAGGGCAUUACUCUGAGAGAGCCGCGGCUUCGUUGCUAAGGACCAUUGUUCAGAUUAUCCAUACUUGUCAUUCAAUGGGGGUUAUUCAUAGGGACUUGAAGCCUGAGAACUUUUUGUUGCUUAACAAAGAAGAGAACUCUCCUCUCAAGGCAACGGACUUUGGGCUUUCCGUGUUCUACAAGCCAGGAGAGGAAUUUAAAGAUAUUGUUGGAAGUGCUUAUUACAUUGCACCUGAGGUUUUGAAGAGGAAGUAUGGACCAGAGGCUGAUAUUUGGAGCAUUGGUGUCAUGUUGUAUAUCCUCCUUUGUGGUGUUCCACCUUUCUGGGCUGAGUCGGAGAAUGGGAUUUUCAACGCCAUUUUAAGUGGACAGAUUGAUUUUGCAAGUGAUCCAUGGCCAGCUAUUUCCCACCAGGCUAAGGAUCUUGUUAGGAAGAUGCUUAACUCUGAUCCAAAACAAAGAUUAACCGCUGCUCAAGUUCUCAACCAUCCGUGGAUUAAGGAGGAUGGAGAAGCACCAGAUGUUCCUCUUGACAAUGCUGUGAUGUCAAGGCUCAAGCAAUUCAAAGCAAUGAACAACUUUAAGAAAGUUGCUUUAAGGGUGAUAGCCGGGUGCUUAUCAGAAGAAGAAAUCAUGGGCUUGAAGGAGAUGUUCAAAGGUAUGGACACUGAUGACAGCGGAACAAUAACUCUUGAGGAACUAAGACAAGGACUUGCCAAGCAAGGGACAAGGUUAUCUGAAUACGAAGUCCAACAGUUAAUGGAAGCUGCUGAUGCGGACGGUAAUGGAACAAUAGACUAUGGAGAGUUCAUAGCAGCAACAAUGCACAUCAACAGACUUGACAGAGAAGAGCAUCUCUUCUCAGCCUUCCAGCACUUUGACAAAGACAACAGUGGAUAUAUCACAAUGGAAGAGCUGGAGCAAGCCCUGAGGGAGUUUGGUAUGAGUGACGGCAGAGACAUUAAGGAAAUCAUUUCUGAAGUUGAUGGAGACAACGAUGGGAGGAUAAACUAUGAGGAGUUUGUGGCAAUGAUGAGGAAAGGAAACCCUGAUCCGAACCCUAAGAAGCGGCGUGAACUGUCUUUUGACACAACUUGAAGAAACUAAGUCAGAGGCACAUGAAAAAAAAAAUGAAGAAGAAGAAAAGUUGUUAUUGUAAAGUAGGCUUGGGUUGCUCAUGAUUCAACUGGAGAAGAGAGAUGUAUGGGAUUAGGGAGGUGUUUCAUGUUCGUAAAUAUAUGU
Brassica napus (rape) is the source of this 2252-nucleotide messenger RNA. RefSeq names its product calcium-dependent protein kinase 34. The transcript is spliced from 7 exons. The coding region runs from base 555 to 2108 and encodes 517 amino acids. Gene Ontology annotation, biological process: peptidyl-serine phosphorylation; intracellular signal transduction; protein autophosphorylation. Gene Ontology annotation, cellular component: nucleus; cytoplasm. The record is from RefSeq and is a predicted model, not a curated record. Gene Ontology annotation, molecular function: ATP binding; calcium/calmodulin-dependent protein kinase activity; calcium ion binding. NCBI's taxonomy places the organism in Eukaryota, Viridiplantae, Streptophyta, Magnoliopsida, Brassicales, Brassicaceae.